GGCGCAACGAGGAGGCUGCCAAGAGCCUCUCGCUCGCGCUCGGGCGCGAGGGAGGAGGCUCGCGCGGACGCCGCUUCGAGACGCUCUCCGGCCUGUUCAUCAAGGCUGCCGUCGCUGCGCCACACUGCGCACUUGUGCCGCUCCAGGCCUACCUGCCACCGGAGCAGCCCGACGCGUGCGGCUCAUCACACUCCCGCAACUCCCGAGGGCCCCUGAGCACCCGGCGGGACCAGGAGGCCGGCGGUGCUCUCGCGCCCGUCUUUCGGAUCGUGCUGCGGCCCCGCAGCCCACCUUGGCCGAUGCGCCUCGUGAUCCCACGCAAGACUGACACGUGGACGCUGGCCUUCUACUGCACACCUCGCCAGCCGGGCCCCGCGGCGUCAGAGGCGCCGCACGUCCUCUCGAACGCGAGCACCGCCGCGUGGCGUGGACUCGAGGAGGCGCUGCCGCCGGGGGUGAGCAGGAGCGACUUUGAGGUGCUCAGCGAGGGCUGGCAGCGAGAGGGGCGGGGACCCGAGGUCUUCUCGACGCUCGCGCGCGACGAGUGGCGCGAGCGGCACUCGGACCGCCGCACAAGUGAGCUGAGCCGGCAGCAGGCGGCGCGAGAGCUCGAGGAGUGGCUCUCGCAGCUAGGGUUGCUAGAGCUGGCGCCGCUCCUGCUGUCGGAGGGGGUCGACCUGGAGACAGUGCUUGAGGACACGGAUCUCAUCCGAAUGAACGUCGGCGCGCUGGGCACGCGGCGCAUGUUGCUGAACGCGCGCAGCACGGUCACACACUACAAGCAGCUGCGAGAGACCAUCGCGCGGCUUGAAGCCGAGGCAGCCAGGAAAGAGAGCGCACUAAGAGAGGCGCUGCUCCAAGCCAGGAGUGCCGCCGAGGGGGGUGACGCGGCUACCGCGCGAGCGUCAGAGCUCGCCGAGCAGCUGCGGGCAGAGAGGGAGCGCAGCGCCGGGCUACAGCUCGCUCUCGACGAGCAGGCCGAGUGCACGCUUGCGGAGGCCGCGCGGGGCGAGUCGUGGAGGGAGCACGCCCUCGCGUUUGCCCACGACUUGGAGGCGGUGCAGGAAAGGCAGCACGCCCUCGCCGAGGCGCAGCGCAGCAUCGCGGAGGAGAGCCAUCGCUCGAUUCAGUCGCUACUGCGAAGACAGAACGACUACUACCAGCGCGCUCACAAUCCGAGCAAACUCUUAGG
Molecule: messenger RNA, 1192 nt
Organism: Emiliania huxleyi CCMP1516
Lineage: Eukaryota; Haptophyta; Isochrysidales; Noelaerhabdaceae
Exons: 3
Molecular function (GO): protein binding
Source: RefSeq, a predicted model, not a curated record